Oryzias latipes (Japanese medaka) is the source of this 1584-nucleotide messenger RNA. RefSeq names its product homeodomain-interacting protein kinase 1. The record is from RefSeq and is a predicted model, not a curated record. Gene Ontology annotation, molecular function: protein serine/threonine kinase activity; SMAD binding; transcription coactivator activity. NCBI's taxonomy places the organism in Eukaryota, Metazoa, Chordata, Actinopteri, Beloniformes, Adrianichthyidae. Gene Ontology annotation, cellular component: PML body; cytoplasm; nucleus. Gene Ontology annotation, biological process: peptidyl-threonine phosphorylation; peptidyl-serine phosphorylation; smoothened signaling pathway.
AUCUAUGGAACCUCUUUGGAACCUCAAUUUUCUUUUCUUCUUAAUAACAUCUUAUAAAUCAAGGUUUUUUUCUUUUUUUUUUCUGACUCAGCUGACUUACUGUCCUUCCACUUUCAACACCAUGCAAAGCAACUGCUUUUUUGAUGAGGGAAAAGUUAGAGAACAACCUUUUUUGUCGAAUUGAAAAGAUUCAACUCUGAAGGUUCACCCUCAACCUGAGCUGAGUUGCAAAAAGACAGAAGGAGUCAUGUCAGCCUUGCCUAAUGUGGAUGCAUCAGGGACAUCAGUCCUGCCGAGAGCGGCCGAGAUAUUCGUUGGCCAGGCUUUGCUGAGCAGCUCCUCUGCUUACUCUGUUAAGCAGUUCAUUGGUGAAGGCUGUUAUGGCAAAGUUGCCAGAUGUCUGAACAGGAGGACCAAAAGGGAAGUGGCUGUAAAAAUUCUGAAAACUGACCCUAAUUCUGGCCAGGACACAGAGAACGAGGUGUCCAUCUUAAAGGUCAUCAGUGUCCUAAACCCAGACCAGUGUAACAUAGUCAGGUUUUUUGAAACAUUUCAGCACUUAAGAUAUAAAUGUCUUGUAUUUGAAAUGCUGGAAAUGGAUCUCUACAAGCUGAUUCACGAGGUGGGCUAUAAACCCAUGUUCCUCUGUGCGAUCCAACCAAUUGCAAAGCAGCUGUUGGUUGCCCUGGAUGCCCUAAAGAGUCUGGGUGUCGUGCACACAGACAUCAAACCCGAUAAUGUCAUGCUUGUUAAUGGACACGAAAUUAGGAUUAAAUUAAUAGACUUUGGGUUGGCUGCUCUCGCCUCUCAGGUCCAGCCUGGCUGUAGAGUUCAGCCUAUAGGAUACAGAGCUCCAGAAGUAUCUCUCGGCCUCCCCUUCACCGAGGCCAUAGAUAUGUGGGGAGUCGGCUGUGUCCUGGUCUUCCUCUAUGUGGCUGAUAACUUCUUUUCUGUCACCUGUGAAUAUCAGAUGAUGAGGCGCAUUGUUGAACUUCUGGGUCAGCCGGAGGAUCGUCUGCUCUUUGCUGGCAUAUAUACUGAGAAGUUCUUCAUGCAGGAGGAGGCUGCUGGGGGAAAAACAUGGAGGCUCAUGACUGAGGAAGAAUAUUCUUUUGUAAACAACACUGAAGUUCAGCAGGAUUGGAGCUUUUUUGUGCCACCAAACUCUUUAGAUGGUCUAGUAAAUAUGUAUCCAAAAGAGGAUGCCGAACAUGUUGACAGAUUAGCUUUUGUGGACCUCGUGAAACGGCUUCUGGACCUUGAUGGGGAUCAGAGAAUCUCUCCCAGUGAUGCUCUGCAGCAGCAAUUUAUUACCAGGUCCCACCUGUGCAAGCAGUCUGACAGCAGGGAGUGCAGGGCCGAUGCAGAGGAGCUCGCAGAUCCAUCCAACAAACCCCUGCAGAGGUUUCAAAGAUUCUCCAAAGGAAUCAAGAAGUCUGUCUUUUGCUGCUGGUCCCCCGUUGUGGACCUAUGAGAACCCUUUAGCUUGACUGCACGGUUAUUUAGACCAAAUGUUUUGGUUGUCCUCUUCUUGUGAACAAUUUUAAUGAUUUGAUCAAAAACAAAAUGUAAAGACAAGAAAGA